Molecule: messenger RNA, 1806 nt
Organism: Camelus dromedarius (Arabian camel)
Lineage: Eukaryota; Metazoa; Chordata; Mammalia; Artiodactyla; Camelidae
Product: melanopsin
Exons: 11
Coding region: 1-1473 (490 amino acids)
Biological process (GO): cellular response to light stimulus; G protein-coupled receptor signaling pathway; phototransduction
Cellular component (GO): plasma membrane
Molecular function (GO): G protein-coupled photoreceptor activity
Source: RefSeq, a predicted model, not a curated record
AUGAACCCUCCUUCGGGGCCGAGAGUCCCGCCGGGCCCAGCCCAGGAGCCCAGCUGCAUGGCCACCCCAGCCUCCCCCAGCAGGUGGGAGAGCUCCCGGAGCAGCGCCUCCAGCCUGGACCACCCUCCGCCCAUCAGCCCCACGGCCGCCAGGGCUCAGGCUGCUGCCUGGGUCCCCUUCCCCACGGUCGAUGUUCCAGACCACGCCCACUACACCCUGGGCACUGUGAUCCUGCUGGUGGGGCUCACGGGGAUGCUGGGCAAUCUGACGGUCAUCUAUACCUUCUGCAGAUGUGAUUUACUUCCUGGAGUCAAUGUGAUGAUUAAGAGCAGAGGCCUCAGGACACCUGCCAACAUCUUCAUUAUCAACCUCGCAGUCAGCGACUUCCUCAUGUCCUUCACCCAGGCCCCCGUCUUCUUCGCCAGCAGCCUCUAUAAGCAGUGGCUCUUUGGGGAAGCAGGCUGUGAAUUCUAUGCCUUCUGUGGGGCUCUCUUUGGCAUCACCUCCAUGAUUACCCUGACGGCCAUCGCCCUGGACCGCUACCUGGUGAUCACGCGCCCACUGGCCACCGUCGGGAUGGUGUCCAAGAGGCGGGCGGCGCUUGUCCUGCUGGGCGUCUGGCUCUAUGCCCUGGCUUGGAGUCUGCCACCCUUCUUUGGCUGGAGUGCCUACGUGCCCGAGGGGCUGCUGACCUCUUGCUCCUGGGACUACAUGAGCUUCACGCCGUCAGUGCGCGCCUACACCAUGCUGCUCUUCUGCUUCGUGUUCUUCCUGCCCCUGCUCGUCAUCGUCUACUGCUACAUCUUCAUCUUCAAGGCCAUCCGGGAGACAGGCCGAUCUCUCCAGACAUUCAGGGCCUGCGAGGGCAGUGGUGAGUGCCCCCGGCAACGGCAGCGGCUGCAAAAUGAAUGGAAAAUGGCCAAGAUCGAGCUGCUGGUCAUCCUUCUCUUUGUGCUCUCCUGGGCCCCCUACUCCACUGUGGCCCUGCUGGGCUUUGCUGGGUACGCACAUGUCCUGACGCCCUACAUGAACUCGGUGCCAGCUGUCAUCGCCAAGGCCUCUGCCAUCUACAACCCCAUCAUCUACGCCAUCACGCACCCCAAGUACAGAAUGGCCAUCGCCCAGCACCUGCCCUGCCUGGGGGUGCUGCUGGGCGUGUCGGGUCAGCGCACUGGCCCAUACACCAGCUACCGCACCACCCACCGCUCCACACUGAGCAGCCAGGCCUCGGACUUCAGCUGGAUCUCCGGACGGAGGCGUCAGGCAUCCCUGGGUUCCGAGAGCGAGGUGGGCUGGACAGACACGGAGGCCACUGCUGCUUGGGGGCCUGCCCAUCAAGUGAGUGGAUGGUCCCCCUGCGGUCAGGGCCUGAAGGAUGUGGAAGCCAAGAGCCCUCCCAGGCCCCAGGGACAGGAAGCAGAGGCUCUCGGGAAGACCAAGGGGCUGCUCCCCAGCCUGGACCCCAGGAUGUAGCGUGCCCAUCAGCUCUGCCUUCCUCCUGGGACACGUCCAGCCCCCUCAGGUCCCCCUCACACACACAGACCCAGGAUUACCCUGUGGGCCUGGGGGCUUUGGAAGUGGACUUGUCACCCAUGCUGUGCUGGAUUCAUGGCCACAUCCCACACGUCCCUGCUCUGCAAAGCGGUCUGCACCCCACUUCUCAGCUCAACAAGCUGCACCCCAGGCUCAGUCUGAAGAGUGGACACCCUCCCGUUGCCUGCAGUCAUCCGCCUCUCCUCAAAUGCUGUGUGCUGCCAUUGUCCAAGUGAUGACAAUGGCGAUGGCUCCGGGGGACACAGCCAGCUG